GCGCAGCAUUAAGUGAUAUUCAACCAGGUGAAAUGUAAAUAUAGUCACAUAGCUAGAAUAGAACAGGCAGCUGUAGAAAGUCUUAUUUCCCAAUAUUAAAGUUGGGCUAGCCCAAAUAAGUGCAGGGAUUCUUAUAAAUAUCUUUAGAACCGGACGUAUUUUUAUAGCGACACAGCCAACAUGGACGGUGUAUCUCAGCGUGUUUUGGAGUAUUUGACAGAAGUUGAGGAAGGAGCGGAGGAUGUCCUCACCACUAAACAACAGAUUGUGGACCUGGACAAAAAGAGAAACAGGAACAGAGAGGCAUUGAACGUACUAAAAACUGAAAUGCCAGAUUCAGAGAAAGUGAAGGUUUGCUUUGGAAAUAUGUUCAUCAAAUUUCCCAAAUCCAAGACAAGAGAGAUGAUUCAGAAAGACCAGGAGCAGCUGGAAAAAGAGAUAAACAACCUUCGCAAAGAACUGAAAGCAAAAGUCAGUCGUCUCAAUGAGAUGCAAGGUAUGCCUGAGCUGAGAGGCUACAACCUUUCUCCUCUAUCCACUGAUGAAAUCAAAGCUAUGAACAACCUGUUGAAGAGAUAACAUCAGAUCUGCAAACCAUUUCAUAGUUCUGAGGACGUAAGGACAAAGAGCAUGUUAACAAGUUGCCUAAGAGCUUUACCUGCAACCACGGUACUAUAAUGUGCUAUCCUCUGGAUGAUAUCAUACCAGCUUACUGCUACUUGGAUGGUGUUUGGGUUAUUUCACCUUUUGCCUUCAUUUUCUCCUCCAAGUACAUUUGGCUAACUUGGGUGUUUUGUUUACAGUCUGCCUGAAUGUUUGACUGCUUAUGUUUCUUGUGCCAAUGGACUUCUUCUUAGCAUGUUCACUAUGUUCCCAGAUCUCAGCAAUUACUUUGGUGAAUACAGUGUUAUAACCUAUAGAACUGAGGACUAGAGCUAUGAAGAUACAUAGCGCAAGUAUUUGGACAGUUUUAUAUUUUUUGUUCUUCAGACGCUGAGCUUCAGCGCAUUCAACUUGAAAUAAAACAAGAGUAGGUCAAAACCUAGUAUACGGCUGAACCACCCCUUAUCUGUUUUCUUCUCUCCUACUCUCUGUGCUCACAUACAGUAUACAGUAUUUUAAUACAUGUGAAUUCCCAUUAAGCUGUUCUCAUUUACGUUUUUCUAUUUCGGUUGUCAGGCAACAUAACAAGUAUGAAAUACUGACUGAAACACGGCCCAUUAAAACUACAUGUUAACAAGCAGUCACUUGGAAGCCAUUUCUGCUGCACUGCACAGCUAAAAUCCUCAUUUUAAAACCGCUACAUUGUCUCGCAAAAACACCAUACACAUACGUUUAAAGACAAUUGCUGUGCUGUGGUGGUCUCAGACUUUUGGACCUCGCUGUAAGUACAGUUAGUAUUAAGUAUUUUGACAAUGAUACAAUGUUUGUAAUUUUGCCUCUGCACACCACAACAAGGAAUUUAAAACAAAGCCAUUGUGAUUGAAGUGUAGACUUUCAGCUUUAAUUAAAGUCAAAUUUUGAUAUUUAAUUUGUUCAGUGUGAAUAUCCAGUUGAAGAACUGCACCUUACAUUUGGGGAGAUCUCCUGGCACGUUUUGCACUUUGACACCUUAACUCUUGGCAGUUCUGCCUUUGUUUUACUCCACUUUUGGUUCGUCUUCAGUUUUUACUUAGUCUCGCUUGAUAGUAUUUUGAAAGUUUUAUCAUCUCUUGCAGUGACUAUUUAACAGGUCUAGUUAGGGAGAGCGAAAAUAUCAGAGUUUAUCCGACACCAGCAUCAGCAAGAUCAAGAAAGCAGCAGAGGCUGCAUCACAGUCCUUCUGGCUGUUGGCAAAGCCAUCCUCAGCCUUAAUUCCACUCCAUCCACCUCGAGCAAUGUCAUCAGCUGAGUAGCCCUGCUUUCAGACACUUGUUGCUUGACAACUGCUGCUACCGUGGGAGCACUGCAUCACUGGAAAGCUGCGAGUGGAAUCAGCACCUAAACACUUCUGUUCUAACCAAAAGGGGCCAGCUCCAAAUCGACACAACCGAGAAGGCUAAACAUUACUUCUGCUGUCUAUGAUGAGAGUUGGUGUUGGGUAGUGCUCUGAAUUAUUAAUAUUAUUAUUCCUAGAAAAUGUAUUCAUCCCCAUAGUGUUCCAUUCUCUGAUAAUCCAAAUUCACAAACUGUACUUCAUUAUUCAACUUAGUGACCAGUUCAAUUAUCCUUCAAAGAUCAAUUUUAUUCAUCUGUUUGAUUCUGACCUCAUUACUCUUUAUUCAUUAUUAAUACUGAAUUUAUUUAGUUGCUUAUAGACAUUUAGUCACAAUAAAUAUCAUCAUUUAUUGUCAAAUCUUGUCAGGUAUGUUCUUUUAAGGCAAGAAACACGAGGUCCCUGACCUGAGAACUUACCUACUUCUGAUUAUAAGACUGAUUAAUUGGUUUUAUCUGUUUUCCUUAUACAAAACAUAAGGUGGUGCCCUAAAACAAGUGCUAGUUUAAAUUUACAUGUAAAGUGUGGCCUUUGUUCCGCUACAGCAGCAUUCCACUUGGUGAAGACCAAACUAAAGGCACAGAGACCCCAAACAAACAAGAGCUGAAUGUGACUGCAGUGAAGCUUUGGGAGAGCAUCACCAGGGAAGAUACAAAAUGACUGCUGAUGUCUUUGGGUCAGGGACUUCAAGCAGUCACUGAUUUUCCACAUCAUAAUAAUAAAUAUGAUUCUAAUUGACUACAUGUGUUUCUGUCCAAUUACUUUUGAGCCCCUAAAAUUUGGGCACUAUAUGUUUAAAGGGCUAUAUCUCCUACACAAUUCUUUCUGUGUUGAUGUAAAUCAAUUUAAAGCUGAGACUUGGCCCUUCAAUGUAGUAUCCAAUAUUUUAUUUCAAAUCAAUGUGCUGAAGCUCAGAGCCUGAAGAACAAAAUAUGUGUAACUGUCCGAAUAUUUCCAGCCUUGAUGUUAUUAACCAUAGUUUUCCUUUAAACAUUUAUUUUUAUUUUUUAUUUUUUUAAUUGCUCUGUGGGAUUGAACAGAGGGACUGAAAGACAUGACCUGACAUCCUGUAUAGUUUGGGGGUCCAGUGAAAAAUCUAAUUCGGCCAUGUAGUUUGUUCAUGGUCACAAGAUGGCAGUACAGUGAAGGUGUCAGCAGAGACAUAGAGCCUUGAUUCAUCAUUUGCCUCCAUAGCCUCAGAACUAAUAUUCAGUUCUCUGGGAGUAUUGCUGCAUUGCUUUAUAAUAAGCAGAAUUACACACCACAGCUGUGUGCUUGGAAGCUUGGAAUUUAGUAAAAUCCUAAAAUUUAGCAAAUCUUCAAUGUAGCAAACAUACUGAAGCUUUACUAAAUUGUAGCAAAUUGGUGUAUGGUGUAAGAUGUCAGUGUUUUAUUGGUUUUCUUUUAUUGCGUUUAUGUUUUGUCCUUUUUUAUUAAUGAUCCAGUCUUUGAAUA
This is a messenger RNA of Xiphias gladius (swordfish), 3430 nucleotides long. It is a transcript of the gene pdrg1, whose product is annotated as p53 and DNA-damage regulated 1. NCBI's taxonomy places the organism in Eukaryota, Metazoa, Chordata, Actinopteri, Istiophoriformes, Xiphiidae. The transcript is spliced from 6 exons. Bases 181 to 579 code for a protein of 132 amino acids. The record is from RefSeq and is a predicted model, not a curated record. Gene Ontology annotation, cellular component: prefoldin complex. Gene Ontology annotation, biological process: protein folding.